Sphaerulina musiva SO2202 is the source of this 1402-nucleotide messenger RNA. RefSeq lists its product as uncharacterized. The record is from RefSeq and is a predicted model, not a curated record. Gene Ontology annotation, molecular function: structural constituent of ribosome. Gene Ontology annotation, biological process: translation. The coding region runs from base 128 to 1264 and encodes 378 amino acids. Lineage: Eukaryota; Fungi; Ascomycota; Dothideomycetes; Mycosphaerellales; Mycosphaerellaceae. The transcript has a single exon. Gene Ontology annotation, cellular component: mitochondrion; ribosome.
GAGAGAGCAUCAUCACCAUCAACAUCACCAUCGCCAUCACCAGGAAGUCCGUUGCGGUAUCAAAGGGACGCGAGGGAACGGGAAGGGAAGGGAAGGGAAAGAGAAAGAGAAGAAAAAGACAGAGACCAUGUCUCUGGUGCAGCUCUCACACAUCUGCUCACACCUGCAAAACGCCUCCCUCGCACGCCUGGGCCUGACUUCGAUCCCAUACACGAAGCUACACCUCUCCUUAGCCCUGCUCCUCCAGAAACAAGGCUUCAUCUCGCAGCUCAAGCUCGGGGGGCCAUCGCCGCCUGCUUCGGUAUUCGGCCAAGGCCCGCGAGACAACCACCACCUCACCAACUACCCCCAUGGCGCUGCCGGGAGAGAUCGAUAUAGCCCCGAGGCCGCCCUGGCUUUGGUCGUGAGAAAGCGCCUGACAUCACCGCAGUUGCAAUCUCUGGGAUUCCCCCCGGAAGCCAUCGAAUUCGCACAACGGCAUGGGAGAAGGACGCUGGAGGAUCUGGAACGUCUAGGAUGGGCUAGGCAGAUACCGCGCUUCCUCAGCGACCUACGAGCGCAGGUCGAUGCCUUGGUGGAAGAGCGAGACGAAGAGUUCCGGCGGCAAAGCUAUGAGAGUGACCGACUCCACAGCACCGCAGAGGCCAACAGGAGGAUCGCGCAGUUGGAAGAGAAGCUGGGUGAUACGCCAGAGCGACGGCGAGAAAUUGCGAUGAGAGACGUGCUUGCUGGUCGGUCCCCGGCAGAACUGGAAAUUUAUCGAAAAUACGGCAACGUUCCAUUGCACGAGCUGGAAACCACGCGCUUCGAUCUGGACACGCUCACCUCGCUUGCGGGAAAGAACUCAUACAUGACCGAGCGUGAGAUCAAUCUCAACGGAAUCACCAUCGAGGCCAUGGGCUUGCCGGUAUCGAAGCAGUCCGUCACACUACCCGUCGAAGACUUUCAAGAUCCAUCUCUCAUGGAGACGGAGGGACUCGUGACGCAAGAGAACCGCGCGUCCAGAAGAUUAUGGCUGGGUCUGAAGUACUACGAGAGUAAACCGGUCAUCACCAAAGCACAAAUGAUAUCGAAGCCGACGAAACGAGUCUGGCUGGAUAGCAGGGAUCUCGGGAGGAUUGUGCGGGGACACCAGGCCGGCGAGGUGAAGCCAUUGACCAGAGUGGGCGAAAUCAUGGCUGUCAGUACCGACCGAGGGCUGAUGGAGGCGAGAGAGUGCGUGGAGAGGAAGAUUGGAGGGCAACCCUUGUGCAGGGUGUGGUGAUACGACUAUAUGUACUAUGGGAGAAACUGUCAGAGAAGGGCAGCAAAGCCUCCUCCUCCUCCUCCUCCUCAUAUCAACAUCUACAGAUGUAUACUAUUGUACAGCCAGCGCAGCACAAAUGCGACUGUAGAAUACUAC